GAGGGCGUGCGCGUGGCUGCGAGCGGCCGGCUUCCCGCAGUAUGCCCAGCUCUACGAAGACGCGUUGUUCCCGCUGGACAUCGCUGCCGUGAAGAGGGACCACAGUUUCCUGGACCAGGACUCGCUCAAAUCGCUCUGCAGGAGGCUGAUGACCCUGAACACAUGCGCCUCCAUGAAGCUGGAAGUCCACUUUCAGCGUAAGCAGAAUGAAGACUCUGAGGAGGAAGACCUGUGCGCCAUCAGCGACCGCUGGGCUUUCCAGAGGGAGAGCAAGAGGUGGUCGAGGGUGGGCUCGGUGGACGCGCUCUCGCAGGGCUCGGAUGCGCCGAGCUGCGCGGCGAGGCAGGCGUCGAGCCGCGAGAGCGUCCUCACGGAGCUGAGCGCCAACCUGGAGGCCGUGUCCGUCCGCAGCAGCGGCAGCACGGGCAGCGCGGCCGGCGCGCUCGCCAUCGCCGUCACCCCGCCGGAGCCUUCCCCCGUGCGCUGCGCUGCUCCCGGGGCCAAAUCCAGCCAAAGCCUAAGUGACCAUUCCCUGACAGAGCAGCCCUCGCUCCGGAGCGAGGGCUCCAAGGAGAAACCCCGGAAACGAAGGUCUCGCAGCUUCCUAAAGAGGAUCGAGUCCCUCCGAAGGAAGGACAAAGACAAGACCAGAUCGGAAGAGAAGGAUGCCCCAAACUGCGGUGUCACCAGCACACUGGCAUGGGACACGGUGAAGCACAAUGGGGACCUUACAGCCGCCAAGGGCAGCUGCCCUAAAAGAGGAAUAUCCGCUUCUUUCCAUGGCAAAAAACGCUUCUUUUCAGUGUCGUACAGGACUAACCGUGGGUCGGGCUCGCAAGGGGGCAAGGCGAGCUCGGACACCAGGCGCGGUGGCCUUUACCUGGAGGACCUGGAAGGGGCCACGGACAGCGGGAGCGCGUGGACCGGGGCUGAGCACCCGCGCCGCACCGUGUGCCCGGGAGACUGCCUGGUCUACGUCCCCAGGGACCACAAGCCGGGCACCUUCCCAAAGUCCCUCUCCAUCGAGAGCUUGUGUCCUCUGAGCGGCGGCUCCCUGGCCGCCUGGAAAUCCGGGAAUGCCUCAGUGGGGCUGGUGGGGGGCGGCAGCAGCAGCAGCGUGGAGGACGCAUCGUCCCCGCGCGCCUUCGGCUACCGGCAGCGCACGGGCUCCUGCAGCUCCCUGGGCAGCCGCCUGAGCGUCUACGACAACGUGCCCGAGUGCAGCAGCAGUGAGGAUUUCUGCAAGGGGGAUGGGGACGUGACGUACGAGAACCUCGAUGACAUAUUGCAGCACAUGUGGGGCUUGCAGCAGAAAGUGGAGCUCUGGUAUAAAGCUGUUUCCCCUGAGCUGGCCGGGGAGGAAGGGGGCGAGGAGGAGGAUGAGGAGGAGGAGACGGACUCUGGUGGGGAACCCGCUUUCCCCUCGAGCCUGCACCUCGAGGAGCAGUCCAUGUCUGACGUGGGCACGUCGGCCAGCGACUUUGACAGCACGGGCAACUCCCUGAACGAGGCCGAGGAGCUGGAGAUGCGGGAGCGGCGGGACUCGGGCGUGGGAGCGUCGCUGACGCGGCCGUGCAGGAAGCUCCGCUGGCACAGCUUCCAGAACUCGCACCGGCCCAGCCUCAACUCCGCCUCGCUGGAGAUCAACCGGCAGUCCUCGGCGCAGCUCAACCUGCUCCAGAAGUGCUCCCUGCUCCGCCUCACGGCCAUCAUGGAGAAGUACUCGGUGCCCCACAAGCAGGCCUGGACGUGGACGGUGCCCAAGUUCAUGAAGAGGAGCAAGGUCCCCGACUACAGGGACAAAGCGGUGUUCGGGGUGCCGCCCGUGACCAACGUGCAGCGGACGGGGCAGCCGCUGCCGCAGAGCAUCCAGCAGGCGAUGCGCUACCUGCGCAGCCGGUGCCUGGACCAGGUCGGCAUUUUCCGUAAGUCGGGGGUGAAGUCGCGCAUCCAGGCGCUGCGGCACAUGAACGAAACCAGCCCCGAGCACGUCAGCUACGACGGGCAGUCGGCCUACGAUGUGGCCGACCUGCUCAAGCAGUAUUUCCGCGACCUGCCCGAGCCCAUCUUCACCAGCAAGCUCACCGAGACCUUCCUGCAAAUCUACCAGUUCGUGUCCAAAGAGCAGCGGCUGCAGGCCGUGCAGGCCGCCAUCAUCCUCAUGCCCGACGAGAACCGGGAGGUGCUGCAGACCCUGCUCUACUUCCUCAGCGACAUCGCCUCCGCCGAGGAGAACCAGAUGACGGCCGGCAACCUGGCCGUGUGCCUGGCCCCCUCCAUCUUCCACCUCAACGUCUCCAAGAAGGAAAGCACCUCGCCAAGGGUGAUGCACAAGAGGGGCACCAUGGGCAAGCCCGACCAGAAGGACCUCAACGAGAACAUGGCUGCGACGCAGGGGCUCUCCCACAUGAUCACGGACUGCAAGAAGCUCUUCCAGGUCUCGCACGACAUCUUGCUGCAGCUGAGCAGCUCCUACAUGGCGGCAGACGCUUACCCACAUCCCCUGUCCGAAGUCCUGCGCCAAGGGGAGGGCAAGGAUCUGCACUCCUAUUUCGAGCAGAGCAUCCAGAACCUGCUCAAAGAGUCGUCAGAGAAAUUCAAGGGCUGGCUGAGCCAUCCUGGGCCCCUCAACACGGAGCUCUCGUGCAAAAAGGUUGGGGACGGGCACCCGCUGCGGUUAUGGAAGGUCUCCACGGACAUCGAGGCCCCUCCGUGCGCGGUGCUGCACCGGGUGCUCCGGGAACGUCACCUCUGGGACGAGGACCUGCUGCAGAGCAAGGUGGUGGAGGCGCUGGACAAGAACGUGGAGGUUUAUCACUACGUGACGGACAGCAUGGCCCCCCACCCGCGCAGGGACUGCGUGGUGCUCAGGCGCUGGUGCACGGACCUGCCCCGGGGAACCUGCCUGCUCAUCUCCCUGUCCGUGGAACACGACAAGCUGCAGGUGGAAGGAGGCGUCACGGCCGUCGUGUUGACGUCUCAGUAUCUCAUCGAGCCCAGCGGCAUGGGCCGCUCCAGGGCGACGCACAUCUGCAGGGCUGAUCUCAGGGGACGAUCUCCAGAGUGGUACAACAAGGUCUUUGGACAUCUUUGUGCCAUGGAGCUGGCAAGGAUCCGAGAUUCCUUCCCAGUGUUGAGUCCGAAUGGCCCCGAGACGAAGAUCUGAGGCCCCUGGAAGACGGACUGUCCUGACGGACUGUGGACUUCCCAGCUGAUUGGGGCUGGAGCAUCCAGAGGGAAGCGAGGAGUUGGCCACCUCCUGGCACGCGAUUGCGGAGGGGGUCACGGAGGAUGGUGCGCGCUCAGGCACAUAUUUAUAAGUUUCCCUUUACCCAGAUCCAGCUGCCCCUCUGAAGGAGCCACCUUCAGAGUCUGUAGCUCUGCACAGCCCCCUCCUCCUCCCCCUGCAGAGCUCUUGACCAUGGCCCGUCACGGGGCAGGAGAAGCCCCCCAGCCCCUGCCCCAGUGGGUGUUGUUGCUUGGGCCGGCUCUUCCUGCAGG
Molecule: messenger RNA, 3501 nt
Organism: Nothoprocta perdicaria
Lineage: Eukaryota; Metazoa; Chordata; Aves; Tinamiformes; Tinamidae
Gene: STARD8
Product: StAR related lipid transfer domain containing 8
Exons: 13
Coding region: 149-3166 (1005 amino acids)
Biological process (GO): actin cytoskeleton organization; regulation of Rho protein signal transduction; signal transduction
Molecular function (GO): GTPase activator activity; lipid binding
Source: RefSeq, a predicted model, not a curated record